Molecule: messenger RNA, 2362 nt
Organism: Trematomus bernacchii (emerald rockcod)
Lineage: Eukaryota; Metazoa; Chordata; Actinopteri; Perciformes; Nototheniidae
Gene: hrh2b
Product: histamine receptor H2b
Exons: 4
Coding region: 339-1439 (366 amino acids)
Biological process (GO): adenylate cyclase-activating adrenergic receptor signaling pathway
Cellular component (GO): membrane
Molecular function (GO): G protein-coupled receptor activity
Source: RefSeq, a predicted model, not a curated record
UGGGAUCACACAGACCUUUAAGACCAACAAUGUGAGGUGAAGGCUGACACCUUGUAGAGCGUUGAGGAGGCAAGGCAGGAAGCAGAUUUCAUUAUGGUCAUGUCAGAAAUUCCACCAACCAUUUGGACAUCAUUUUUGAAAGUGUUAAUAGCCCUGGGACUGUGGGAAAACACAUGGCUUUGAAGUGCUUUACACUCAAUGAUCUACUACUGAUCCUGAAUACCUUCAAACAAAGGAGCCAUGUAGAAAGGUGUCUGAUGGAAAAGUAACCUGUCCUUGGUGAGCCCGUUUCCUGAGCGAACGAACCACAGCACUGUGUUUAAGGAGUGGAGGUGACCAUGAUCUCCAUGGCUCUCCGCUCGCUCGUUCUGGUGGCUUUCAUCAUUCUGACCGUCGGUGGGAACAUGCUGGUGUGUUUGGCUGUGGGACUCAGCCGUCGACUGUGGCGCAUCGCUAACUGCUUCGUUGUGUCCUUGGCGGUGACGGAUCUGAUGCUAGGCCUGCUGGUGUUGCCCUUUUCUGCAAGCGUGGAGCUGCGCAGCGGAAAAUGGCCCCUCGGAGGAGCCCUGUGUAACAUCUACAUCUCUCUGGAUGUGCUGCUCUGUGCAUCCUCAAUCCUCACCCUGAUGGCCAUCAGUGUGGUCCGAUACUUAGCCAUUACAGCUCCCCUUAGCUACUCCCGGAGAGUUACCCGUCUGAGGGUGACACUGGCCUUGAUCACCAUCUGGGCUUUGUCACUAGCAGUGUCCUUUGUGCCCAUCCACCUGGGCUGGAACACGGCAGACUAUAGAGUGCAGCACUCGGACUGGGGCAUGGGGGAGGAGGACAAAGAGGGAUACUACUGCCAGUUUGAAUGGAAUAACAACUACGUUCUCGUUUAUACCUUUGGCACAUUUUACCUGCCUCUGCUGCUUAUGUGCGGAAUGUAUCUUUGCAUAUUCAGAGUGGCACGAGAACAGGUGAAGCGAAUUCGUGCUGCCACUCCGUCGUUUGCACGCUCAGCAUCAAAUCAAGCCAUAGCUCGGGAGCACAAAGCUACAGUGACAUUGGUAGCUGUUCUGGGGGCUUUUGUCAUCUGCUGGUUCCCCUACUUCACCUUAUUCACCUGCAUGGGCAUAAAGGAAAAUACAAACCCCCCUAAUACACUUAACUCUGUGAUCCUGUGGCUGGGCUAUUUUAACUCGGCUCUUAACCCAAUCCUGUAUCCAGCCUUCAACAGGGAUUUCCGCAAGGCCUACGCAGAGCUGCUUCGCUGCAGAGGGCCGUUUCGCAGAAAACUGCAGCUCACUCGUGUGUCAAUUCAUAAACGAUUGACCUUUACUAAUGAACAAAUGGUCUCCCAACAGUCUGAGAAACAUAAAAACACGGAUAAUAAUGGAACUGACGCAAAGACUGUCACUCCACAGGAGAGAAAUGGUAUCCCGAGUGAGCCAAGCUGAAUUGCCAUGGACCUGUUGUUGUUCUGCUGGACUGUAAACCUGCAGCAACAUGUUGUAAAUGAACAUGCUAACUAUCACUUAGAUGUUACGUAUUUUGCCAAAGAUAAUGUGUACAACUCAAAACACAACAUUCAGGAUUUCAACACAGCAUUUGUGUUAAUGUUAUUGUAUUGAUAACACUUUCUUUGGCACCAAUGUGGAUAAUGCAUUAUGAAAAUACAAAAACAGGGUCUUAACCUUAUUACACAUUGUUUGAAUCAUUUCUAAUGAUAAAUGCAAUGGCAGUUUAGAGUUAGAAUCACAAUACAGUGCAUUACAUCAGAUUAUAAUGUAUCAUAAGACAAUCAUAAUGUAUUAAAACUAAAGGAAAUCUUAAACACAAUCAUUCAGCGUGUGACAAUGAAGGUUAAUGCUUUAAGCAUUAUAUAAUAAGUUUAGAUUCAUUUAUAGUGUGCUUUUCAAGAUACUCAAAGACACUUUUACGGGGUAAACAUAUUGAGUAUGUUUAUAAUGCAUUAUAGAAAUGGGCGCCAUAGAAAGUGUUACCAAAGUAUUAUAAUGUACAGUACUGAAUUGUCUGUUUAUAAGACAGGUGUAAAAAGCAAAGAAAAAUGUAAUUCAAAAUAAAGGGCAGACAGACGGCAGAGUGGAAUAAAUAGAUGACUCAGUGAUUUUCCUGGACACACAGAUGGUUACAAAGUGUUUCUUUUCUCUGCCCUCAGCCCUGCCAAUUAAAGUGAAUAAGUGACCAGCAAGUUGAUUUGUUAUGUGCAAAAUGUGUAUAUGUUUGACUUGACCUCGGCACGGUGACCUUUAUGACUUCCUGUAUGUUUUUACAGAUUAAUUUCAACUGUACAGAACAGCUGCUCCCAACAAGUCACGCUUGGACGGACACUAUAUCAUUUUUGAUUAAAUACAAUAAA